AUGUCACAUGUCCAAAGAAGAUCAUCACCAAACGACCCCGGCAGUCUUUUGGGUUUUAAUUUCCCUUUGAAAAUCUGGAGAGAAAUUGGUGGUCGUGGAGUCCACCUAGCACAGAACCAACCUUUUAUCCUCUCAUCCCAGGGUGAAGGAAUACAGGAAAUCAUACUUGAUUACGGAAGGAGCGUAGGAGGACUCCCCUUUAUCGAGACGGUCAAUGUGACUAGUAAUGGACGACCCGCUGUAGUCGAUGUUGUGUAUAGCGAAACAAGCACCGGAGUUCAUAACAGAAAAAUAGGUAAGACUGCUCUAAUAGAUUGUUCAAUGGAGCGAGUGUUAACUUUCCUUAGGAGAUGGACCAUUCUUUGGAUUCUCUAAUGCAAUGGAUACUUACCGAGCGAAGACCCUUUACUUUCCGCCUUCGAAUACACACAAAUUGAUGGUAUCCAAACUUCCACAGACUUCUCAAAGAUACCAAAAAAUAACCCUCGUAACCCCAAAUUGUUCAGUGGCAAUCUCAUCGAUUGGGUUUCGGCAACUAAGACCACAAACAAUAGGAGACGGCCGUUUCGUGUCAUCGAAUGAGUUACUCAACAAGAUAUGGAGAGAUGGUGUCAAUACUGUUGACCGAUGCACGGUUGAGGCUGGAGAAGUACAAGAGACCUGGGAAGUAGCUGAAUUCGGAACUAAGAUAUCAGGACAGCGAUGGGCACCUUGUCGUCAUGGGACGCGAUGGAAAGAUAAGGCGAUCAAAUUUAAGGUGAAAAUCGAGUCCGGCGGGGCCAGUUGGGGCAUUCAUAUGGUGGAAAGUGGAUUGAUCUUCUCCAUAGACAUCGUAUCAAGGAGGUUAUCGGCUUUCGAAGGCGCUUCGGAUACUUCACCGUCAAUACUAAAGGGGACAUGGGACCUUGCCGGAAGCCUCGACUUGUUUGACUGGCUUCGGAUUGAUAUUGAAGCUCGCGGUUCAAGCGUUUUGGUGAAGAUCGACUGCAAAAGAGUCGCCCUUCUGAAGCGAUUGAGUAUAUACUCGUCACCCGGAUGCGAGCCGAACACUGGUUCUAUUGCUUUCGGUGGUCCUGCACAUUAUGUUGCAGUAUAUCGAUCGCUAGUGGUGAGAGAUGUUAAUGACAAUAUUCUUUACGAGAAUGAUAUGAGACUCCAAAACAAAGUGCGUGUUUUGGCAGACUUUCAUGUCGGGACAAAUCAGAUACCAUGUACAGUGGACAGUGCAAAAGGCCAUCGCAUAUGCUCCGCUGGUGAUCUGUUCGUGAUGGGGCGAUCUAUUUACCACUCAACUGGGUAUUUAGAGGCGGUUCUAGGAAGCCUCUCGUUGCUUUCUAGUUACCAAGGAAGUGACGGUUAUCUUGGAAACAUAAGCCCAAUACAAAAGACAUUCUUCGAGAAUGAACAAAGUGAGCCUCCAACCUACGCGUUUUUCUCCCUCACCCUGAGCUUCCAACUUUUGGUAGCUGUUAAAGACUAUUGGAUGUACUCGGGGGAUUGCUCUAUUGUGAAGAUGAUAUGGGACAAGAUGGAAAGAUCGAUGGAUUUCGCAAUACUUUAUGAAGAUAAACGAGGGUUAAUUGUGGCUCCAGCAAAUAUGUCAAGUAAGAAUUUUCCUCCCAGUACCAUCAACAAUGCCUGAUUAUUAAACAGGGGACGAUAUGUCACCCGAUAUACUGAUAGGUGCUUCAUCGAAGUUAAAUCUUGCAUACUACGAUGCCCUGAUUUCCAUGAGCAAGAUGUGUGGCAUAUUCGGAGUAGAGGAUCAAUAUACACCACGUGCAUUGGCACUCAAAGAAAGAAUUUUGGAGAAUUUAUGGCAUUCAAAAACAGGGGUUCUGCGGCUGAGUGACCACUCCCCAGCAACAAUGAUAUCUCAUGAAGUUAAUGCAUAUGGAAGAAUUCUUGGUGUCAUACCUCAUACGCAAAGUUCAGAUGAGCUAUUGGGACUUUCAAAAACAGGAGAACUUCCGUGUAAAAUUCGGGAUUUGGAAAGUAGAAGAUAUGUGAAUGCUGUGAGUCCUUAUACUUGUGGAAUGGCAGCAGAGGCACUGUUUCAAGCCGGUAAAGGAUAUGAGGCAGUGGAAUUAGUGGAAAGAGUAUGGGGUCCUAUGUCAGAUCCAGAAAAUUUAGAUUAUUCAGGAGGACAUUGGAAAGAGAUAAAGCCGAAUGGGCAGCCAACUUCGUCUGCGACUUCAAUGAUGCAAGCACGAUCUACCUGGCCGGUUUCUAUUCUUCCGCAAUAUCUGGCGGGGGUUGAGCCAAUCUAUCGGGGCUGGUCUCGUUGGAAAGUGCAUCCUGUACUUGCAGGACUUACUUUCGUGGAUUAUCGACUUUCAACGUCAAUGGGGGAGAUCUCUGUGGCCAUUCACAUACACGAACCAAGUAGCACAGGGGAGCUUACAGUGUUUGUUCCUAAAGGAACAGUGGCGGACUUGUAUCCACCAAAAGGCUGGAUUUUCCUAGCAUCUAGGAGUAUAUGUGCAGAAUAUCUGGAGAAGAAAAUCGUUAUAGGCCAGGAUGAAGAAGUAACUUUAAGGCUUUGUCUAUCGCCUCGAAAUAAGAACUCGGCGCGAAGCAGGCAAAGUUUAAGGGAGCUACCCUGGGAAGAUUAUGAGCCUGCAACACAAGAGAAAGAACUGAAAGGUCAAUGCUGUAUAAAACGUCUGGGCCGAAAAGUCUUCAAGUUAUGCAGAAAAUAA
Messenger RNA from Sclerotinia trifoliorum, 2702 nucleotides. NCBI's taxonomy places the organism in Eukaryota, Fungi, Ascomycota, Leotiomycetes, Helotiales, Sclerotiniaceae. The record is from the annotation of a GenBank genome assembly.